GGAGGCCGCAGUGCAGUCUGGGAACGGAAGUUUCAGGACUUGCCCGGCGGGAACGGCUGACGCGCCUUCCCAUUCCCGUGAUGCCUUGCGCACGCGGCUAAGGCGGCUGACGGGGAGACGGCCCUGGUCAUGGCGGCGAAGGCUGAAGGGAUGGCGGCGAAGGCUGAAGGGAUGGCGGCGGUGCCGCGGAGUUCCUCGCUGGUAGAAGCUGUGCUGGCCUGCUCGGGCCGCCUGCAGAAGGAGGGCCUCAGCGGCCGCAUCUCCCACCUCUCUGGCCGGGUGGAGGAGCUCAAGGAUGAAGUUUGCAGCAUGAUCAACAAAAGGUAUGUAGAGUUUCUGCCCAGCAUGCAGAGUACCAAGGAUUUGGAGUCCCAAGUGGAGGAGCUAUCUGGCAACAUCGACCAGCUGAAGUCCAGGAUAGAGAAUGAGGUUCAGCAUGACCUUAACGUGGCCAUUGCAGAAUUUGCUGAGCUGAAACAACAGCUGGAGAGAGACACGCUAGUUCUGAGCGUGCUGAAACAGCUGCAGGAGUUUGAUACCGCUCUCAAACAGUUCAAUGCCUUGUUGCCACAGAAGAAGUAUGUGUCAGCAGCAUGCCACCUGAACAAGGCCCGGAGGAAUCUGAAAACGAUGGAGUCGCGCCAAGGCUUUGAGUUGAAGAUCCUGAAGGCACUCAGCAGGGAGCUCACCAUGCAGACCCAAAACAUCCUCUACCUCUUGGGUCAGGAGUGGCAGCAAAUGGCUGUGUGGAAACUUCCUCAAUCUAAAGAAAUGGUCAGCCUGGAGUCAGCCAUGCAGACAGAGCUGCGUUUGUUCACAGAGCCGUCCAAGGAGGACGUGGUCACUGGCCCGACGGUGGCCUCUGUGCUGCAGGCAUUUGCCAUCCUGGGUGAGCUGCGUUUAAAGUUCAAGCACUUCGGACAGUUGCUGCUGAAGCACAUCCUCAAGCCUCUCAUCUCUCACCCGUCAUUGCGGCCCUUGCUGGAAAAGCACCCGGAUGCUGUCACGCUGAGGUUUGAAUCCGUGGGCUCUGACCUUGGCCACCCGUCCCCUGUGGAGGUGUUUGCAAGGAUCACGCUGGUGCUUGAGGCUCUCCACAGACAUCAGUUAGAUGUUCCGCUUGAACACCAUGUUGAAGAGGAGGAGGAGAAUAGCUCCAGGCCCAUCUUGGCAGAGGUUUUGGGCGAUAUGAUCUGGAAGGAGUUGUCGGAGUGCCUCAUUCACGACUGCUUGGUGCAUUCGAUCCCAAACAACAGUAGCAAACUGGGGCAGUAUAUUGAGGUUAUUAAAGCUACAGAGGAGUUUGAGAAAGCCUUAAAGGACAUGCGGUACCUAAAGGAGGAUUCCACCGACUUGCUGACGUACGCCCGCAAUGUCAACUGCCACUUUGCUAACAAGAAAUGCCAGGACGUGAUAGUGGCAGCAAGAAACCUGAUGACGUCAGAAAUACACAACACCAUAAAGGUUACUCCAGACUCCUCAGUAACUCCGCCCAAACUGCCUGACCCCAGAGCAGGUGACCAAUUAAAAGUGCAAAAAACAUCCGAAGCCCUUCUCAAACAGGCAAAUAAUCUGGAGAACGAGAAAAAGCUGAGCCGGCAUACCUUUUCAUUUCCUGCCUGCCGCAUCAGCGAAUCUGUACAGAAAUUGAUGGCGUUGGCUUAUCAGACUCUCCAGGAGGCUUCAGCCAGCACGGAUCAGUGCUGCAUCCAACUCUUCUACUCAGUGCGGAACAUCUUCCAUCUGUUCUGUGAUGUGGUGCCCAUGUAUCACAAAGAGAACCUUCAGAAACUUCCCCAGCUGGCUGCCAUCCACCAUAACAACUGCAUGUACAUUGCCCACCACCUCCUGACCCUGGGCCACCAGUUCCAGGGCCGCCUGAGCGAUGGAUCAGCCACCUUCAUUGACCUGGUGCCUGGUUUCAGGAAACUCGGGACGGACUGUUUCCUGGCCCAGAUGCGAGUGCAAAAGGGUGAGCUCCUGGAGAGACUCUCAAGCGCAAGGAACCUCUCCAGCGUGGAUGACGAGGACAACUAUUCAGCGGCAAGCAAAGCUGUUCGGCAGGUCCUGCACCAGCUGAAGAGGCUUGGCAAGAUCUGGCAGGACGUCCUUCCGGUGAAUAUCUACUGCAGGGCCAUGGGGACUCUGCUGAACACAGCCCUCGCCGAGAUCAUCAGCAGAAUCACCACCUUGGAGGAUAUUUCUGCUGAGAAUGCAGACAGAUUGCACGCUCUCUGCCAGACCAUGGUGGACGAGGGCCCCCACGUGUUUGUGCCUCUGCCGGAAGAAAAACAGAACGUGCCCUUCCAAGAGGAGGUCCCAGUCUACGUACCCAAAUGGAUGGCCUUCAAAGAGCUCAUGUUGGUGCUACAGGCUAGUCUGCAAGAAAUAGUGGACCGGUGGGCAGAUGGCAAAGGGCCUCUCGCAACGGAGUUCUCCCCAAGCGAGGUGAAGAACCUAAUCCGGGGCUUAUUCCAGAACACGGAGCGGAGGGCUGCUGCGCUGGCAAGAAUUAAGUAGCUUGAGCGCCUCUGCUGUUCCAAACAUGUUGUCUUCCUGGGUGUGCACAGCCCGUGGGUGUCUCCCACUCACGCAGUUUGACCGUAUCUCCUUGUCAAGUACUUCCUGGCAGUUGCCCGCAGCGGUUUCCUGCAAGCCAGGCUGACACGCACAGAGAAGCAUCGCCUGUCGCAUUCACCAAGCCAGCACAACCACUUGGGCACCCUCCCUGGCCUCCCAAGAUAACUGCCUGACAUGAUGGGAUCCCAAUGCGUCGGCGACCCAGAGGGAAAUCUGGCUUGUUGGAUGUUCACUCCUAGCGUGGCCACAUUCAGGUCUUGCCAACACCCCCUUUUUUCCCAGCUUUGGGUGUCCUGCAAAACCUGUUUGGUUCUGGUGGCACUCUUGGCAGACGUGCCUGGCACUACCUAUGGCUGGGACCUGCGGGGGAGUCAGCAGGUUGGGGGAGCUCUUGUGAUUCCUGGUGGAACGGUGUCUCUAUGCAUCUUCUUUUGAGGGGAGGUACCUACCUUUUGUGCAUCUUACCUCGUCUCUUGUAAACGGCUUCUAAAGCACACAAGACUUUUAAAAAAAAAUCUCUCCAUGGCCUUUUGCGGGCCGCAAAGUGCCAAAGCUUUGUCUUUCCACCAGCCGCUGCCUUUAGCAAGCCUCAUGCAACAAGAGGAAAGUGGGUUGUUGUCUUGAGCCCUCUUCUUCUUUCGUUCUUUACACAUAGGGCCUAUGCGUGGGGAAGUGGGGUCACACCCUCAACAUUUGAUAGGCGGCUGUCUCCCCUCCCCCACCCCCUGGGCCUGCCUUGGAGGGAUGUCGCAUAGAUCUUGUGACAUCCACAGUGGAGAAGCCUGUGCCUGUUCAGCGAUGUUGAUCGCAGGAAGUCUGUGCGCAAAUGGCUGGAAAUGGAUAGGUGUCCCUGUUGCGGAUGUUCAGGGGACAAGUGAGUGGCAUGUUUGGUAUUGGGGUUGGGGCCAGGGACUUAGACCCACUUCCCCUCGCUACCCAUGAAGAAUGUCAGGAGGCCUUCCGUCUGUCUCUCUCAGUGCUCUUUAUCAACUACAGUGUUCUCUCUGACUUAAUGUCUCCAUAAUUAAUCAAAACCGGCUGCUCCUGAACUUUCUCCCUUUUCAUCUAUCAGAUGAGGCAGAUGCUCCCCCCAGGCCGCCACCCACAAUUCUCUUCAUAUAUAGAAUUGGAGGUCGACCAUUUCUUAAUGUGGAAGCCCUCUGUCUUACGGUGACCUGGGGAAUGGAGAGUGCUUUUGGUUAAACACCCCUUUUUGGUUUUGGUUUUUUUAAACCACCUCCACUCAGAGGCUAAAAAUCAGUUGCUCUCCUGUAUAGCGUUGGUUUGUAAGAUGAAAUCCAAAAGAGGAAAAAUGUUACUGGAUUUAUCAGAAAUUAUUUUGUAUUCUGCUUUAAGGAGCUAAUUUGGGUUACCGUCUCAUACUGUGGUCUUUUUGAUUUUCACUCUGUGGAGGUUAUUAAAUAGGCAUAUAUAAA
Molecule: messenger RNA, 4016 nt
Organism: Rhineura floridana
Lineage: Eukaryota; Metazoa; Chordata; Lepidosauria; Squamata; Rhineuridae
Gene: ZW10
Product: zw10 kinetochore protein
Exons: 16
Coding region: 130-2520 (796 amino acids)
Biological process (GO): endoplasmic reticulum to Golgi vesicle-mediated transport; mitotic spindle assembly checkpoint signaling; mitotic cell cycle
Cellular component (GO): nucleus; RZZ complex; chromosome, centromeric region
Source: RefSeq, a predicted model, not a curated record